Molecule: messenger RNA, 1625 nt
Organism: Chelonoidis abingdonii (Abingdon island giant tortoise)
Lineage: Eukaryota; Metazoa; Chordata; Testudines; Testudinidae
Product: histamine H2 receptor-like
Biological process (GO): G protein-coupled dopamine receptor signaling pathway; positive regulation of MAPK cascade; adenylate cyclase-activating adrenergic receptor signaling pathway
Cellular component (GO): plasma membrane
Molecular function (GO): dopamine neurotransmitter receptor activity, coupled via Gs; G protein-coupled receptor activity
Source: RefSeq, a predicted model, not a curated record
UUAAAAGUAGGAUUUGCUGAAUCAGAGCCGUCCAGGACUGCGUGUGCCCAUGUGCUGCGGAAGGUAGGCACCCCCUGGACGCACACUCACUGAUGGAGAAGGAGAUGCUGCUGUUCCACCUUGCCGCUCUCCUGGAAACAACACGGAAAUAACUUCAAGCCAGGAGAUUUAGGGAAGGAAAGCUCUGAACACCAGGGGAAGAUGCUGAUGGACAAAAAUACAUCAUUGCUCUCCAACGUCUCCUCCACUGCCCUGUCCUGGGUAAGAGGAGAUGGCAACUGGACAGGGGCAGGAAUUGGUCCCCGGGAGGUGUCUGUUGGACUGAUACUAACCUUUAUAGACUUGAUCACUCUGUUUGGGAAUACAGUGGUUUUUAUCUGCCCUGUGGUAGAGAAGAGGCUGCGUACUGCAACUUACAUGUUUAUUAUGUCCUUAGCCAUGGCAGAUCUCCUCGUUGCUUGUCUGGUCAUGCCAUUUAGCAUAAUUUAUGAGGUGACGGGGAUGUGGCUGUUCGGGAAGCUAUUCUGUAAAGUGUGGAUCUCUUUUGAUGUCAUGUUCUGCACGGCGUCCAUUGUCACAUUGUGCUUUAUCAGUCUGGAUAGAUAUUGCUCCGUGGUGACCCCCUAUCGUUAUUCGAUGAGGAUGUCACAUCGAAGGUGCAUCAUAAUGACCUGCAUGGUCUGGGUAUACUCCUCCCUCAUUUCCUUCCUACCAGUCAUGCAAGGCUGGAAUGAGAUACCUGGUGUAGAUUUUGAUGCUAGCAAAGAGUGUAUCUUUGUCACCAACUGGACUUUUGCCAUUGUAGCUUCUGCCCUGGCGUUUUUUGUCCCGUUCAUGAUUAUGUGCAGCAUGUAUUUCUUCAUCUACCGAGCAUCACGACUCAAUGCCACCCGCAUCAUGUCUCAGUCCCUUGAAAUUCACUACCAUCCCAACAGCAAGAGGCAGAACAACCUGCAGUUGGAAAACAAAGCCACUCGGACAAUUAGCAUCAUCAUCUCAGUCUUCAUAUUGUGCUGGUUACCUUACUUUGUUCUGAAUGUAUGGCUAGCUGCUAAAGGUACCAGUUCCACCAGCGCAGUUCUGGUUGAUGCUUUCAAGAUCAUAACUUGGUUAGGGUAUUGCAAUUCUACUAUCAACCCCAUGCUCUAUGCCUUUCUGAAUCGGGACUUCCAACGGGCUCUGAAGAAGCUGUUCAUCUGCAGGCGCAGGUCUCAGGUAGAUAUUGGAGAAGAUAUGGUUUCAAUAGCCACCUUUUCCAAGACUGCUCAAGACCCAGAAUACAGCAUUAAAGUCCCAAUCCCUACUGGAGGGCUGAAGAGCAAGCACAAACCAAGUUCUGGGUUACUUGUUGCAGGAUGAGACAGAUGCAGAGUGUAUGGUGACUGGUGUGUAUUUUUUUUUGGUGGAGGGGGGGAAGGGGGUCUAUUAAUUGAACUUUUUUUUGGAAGAGAUUAGGUGCAAGAUUACAAAUGUAUUUUUAUUUUGGCUGUAAUCUGUGUGAAAUGUGAGCACAGCAGAGUGAUGCCAUAUUGUCCUUUCAUCUUCCUUUGUGCUGUGAACAAAAUUAGUAGCACUUUCUGAAAGAACUGCAAAGGACCUUGAUCUUGCAGCUGAGUUGUCAUAAC